ACCUAAUUUUAGAAUUGGCAGCAUUGAUUAUUGUUUUGACGUUUAGCCAUACCAUAGACAUGACGAAAAAAUAACCUCAAUAUAUCCUUUGCGUUUGCCUUUCCCUAUUGGGGAUUAAUUUUAAAACAACAAUAACCUCAUAUAUAUUAUUAAGUAACUACUUAUAUUCUGCAUGUAAUAAUUGCCUAAAAUUGUAAAUAAACAUGAAUUUCUCGUUAUUCCGAAGUGCUUUGCGAAACGUAGCUACAAUAACAUAUAAAACAAACAAUAUUUUAAAUAUUUGCGGAGCACAAAAAAUUACGAAAAAUAUACAUACAACAUGUAAACAAUAUGAUUUAAUGGAAUUUUUCGACGAAAAAAAGAAUUGGAAUGAAUCAAAUAUCCGGGUAGGGAGAGCUUGGAAGUUAGAUGAAUUAAGAAUAAAAUCGAACACAGAUUUACACAAAUUAUGGUACGUGUUACUAAAGGAACGUAACAUGCUCUACACCAUGGAGCACGAGUGUAAUGAACAGGUACGUCUUUUUCCUAAUCCUGAGAGAAUUGAUAAGGUGCAAGAAUCGAUGAACAAUAUUGAGACAGUUGUCAGAGAAAGAAACGUAGCUUAUUAUAAACUAGAAACUGGCGAGACUGGAGAGCGCCCAGUAGAAGACGUAGUGAACCUCUUGGGUUUGAGCGAAAAAUAUCAAAAACAAGAGUAUCAUUUACCAAAGUUUAUGAACUCACGUUGGGUUCGAUCGUAUUUUGAACAUGGAUACAUAAAUAGUUUUGCAGUAAAGAAGUUUUAUAGAUUGUAUAAAGAAAAACUGCAUAAUGAGGCGAGAAAAGCAAGGAAUAGAGAAUUUAAUCAUGUUCAACAGUUACUAAAGCGUUUUCCUGAUAUGGAUAUGGAAAAAUUGAAGGCAGAAUAUCCAAAUGUUGACAUAGAAAAAGCAAAGCGUUCUAAGAAAGCAAGAGGACAUUUUAUGCCAAAAUAUUGAUAGUAGUAGUUGUAAUGUUUUAACAAGGGUAGGGUUGCCCCCGCUUACAAUGUUUCUGGGACUGCAGACAUCUAUAGGCUACGGUAAUCAUUUACCAUUACCAAUUGUAAACAAAUUAAACGCCUAUUGAAUAGUGAUCCAUAAUAAAAUAUUAAAAAAACAGUGUUUUCAUUUUUUUCAUAUGAAAUAUUCUAGAGGUAUCGAACAAUUUUAUUAGUUUUCUUACUUACUAUAUUCUAUUUCAAUUUUAUUGUUUUUUUAUUUAUUAUGAAAUGUAGUUCUUAUUUUAUGAAUGUUUUAUUAUUAUUAAUGAAAAGAAAAUUGUUGCAAGCUAUGGAAUUAUCACAUUCACAUAUCUUUUUAAGUUUUUCCUAAAAGAAGUAAAUAUUAAAUUAAAUUUAUUGAUA
Molecule: messenger RNA, 1384 nt
Organism: Melitaea cinxia (Glanville fritillary)
Lineage: Eukaryota; Metazoa; Arthropoda; Insecta; Lepidoptera; Nymphalidae
Gene: mRpL47
Product: 39S ribosomal protein L47, mitochondrial
Exons: 1
Coding region: 204-977 (257 amino acids)
Biological process (GO): mitochondrial translation
Cellular component (GO): mitochondrial large ribosomal subunit; mitochondrial ribosome
Molecular function (GO): structural constituent of ribosome
Source: RefSeq, a predicted model, not a curated record